This is a messenger RNA of Thecamonas trahens ATCC 50062, 2222 nucleotides long. RefSeq lists its product as uncharacterized. The coding region runs from base 226 to 2121 and encodes 631 amino acids. The transcript is spliced from 2 exons. Lineage: Eukaryota; Apusomonadida; Apusomonadidae. The record is from RefSeq and is a predicted model, not a curated record.
GUACGACAGGAACGACGACAGGGAUGGCUGGGACGAUGAUGGGCAUGACAAGGACGACAACGAGCACGACGGAGACGAUGGAAGGGUCUUCAGGGACGACAGGAACGACGGCAGGGACGACGGCGACGACGGGGAUGACGACAGCGGCGACGGUGACGAUGGGGACGACGGCGACGGCGACGACUUGUGCCACCUCUGCCUCUUGCUCUUCUUCCUCCUCCCAUCAUGGAGAGCGCGUUCCGCUGGGCCUGGCAGUGUCGACGGCACGGCUCGCGCGGGCAGGGCCUCGACGCGGCCGGCGGCAUAGUGGCGCCCAAGGCACGGGCGGUGGUGGCUGGCAAGCUGCUGGCGGUGCUGGGAAGGGCAGGCAAGGUUCAUACCAUGACAUCGCUUCUGGCGCGGAGGUGGAUCGCUCUGGAUCUGCCGCACCUCGUCGAGCUGUUCCUCCUUGCCCGCCCGGGUCCGGGCAAGCCUCGUGCCGUCUCGGCCUACUUUGAGUCGGUCCUCCUCCCACAGCUCGCUGCCGCUCAUCGCCCGCCCGAUUCCGACGCCGACGGCUCUGCCGCUGACGGCUCUGCCGUCGAUGUUGUUUUGGCAGGCGGCCAGAAGGAGAUCGAAGCGGCGGCGGCGGCGGCAGCAGCAGCGGCAGCAGCAGCUACGCCCGGAACCGGCACCGGUGCGGGCUUUAUGGAUGCUCUCAUUUCGGCUGCGCUCGAUGCGCAUGAUGCGCUGCUGCCGCACCUGCACGCGUUGGUGCGGACAUACGCCGAAGUGGCGCCGGACCUUGCGCGGCAUGGGACAUACCUGCACACUGCAGCGUGGCUGCUGAAGACCGCGCAGCUAGUCCUGCCGCCAGAUGUGGCGCUGCCCUCGCUCCCACCACUCAUCUCAAUCCUGCGACGGACGCCGGCGCAGGAGCUCGAGGUCGUCGACGCCGUCGUGGCUGUGGCGCGCGACCACCCGGGGCUGACGUGCUCGCCUGACGCCGCCAGGCUGAUGGACCGUGCUGGGUAUCUCAUUGGCCUUGGUGGCUCGCCGGACCGUGUCUUUGCCUUUGGGCUCUCUGUACCCCGGCCGCAUCUGCCUGCUGUCUUCUAUUCGGUCCUCACUUCGCUGGUCCGAGCCGAGUCGCUCGAUCUUGCGGCUCAGUUUUACACAGAGGCCCGCAGCGCGGCGCCGCUGGACACACUCUCGGUGGCAGCGCUGCGGCACUACUUCCACGCGCUGGUGCGGUCGAACGCUCUUGUGCCUGCCAUGGAGGUCUACGACGCGAUGCGGGCGCACCCUGCAGCCAAGCCGUCUUGGCAUCUGCCUGCGGCGCUACUGCGCAAGUCGCCGACCUCGGCGUUUGUUCGCGGCCACGUGUGCUCACUGUGGAGCCACGUGAGUGACGAUGGACUUGCUGCCCAUCUUCCAGCGAGCGUGUACGCCUCAUUCCUCCACGCGUGCGCCCUCGAGCUGGCGUCGGCGCCUAGCAAGGCCGCCGAUGUGGCGGCGACGGUCGACGCCAUCCUCCACGCCGCGCCGGAAUCCGAGUGUCUGCCCGAGGCUGCGCUCGGCGCGCUGGCGGCUGCGGCGCCGGCCGACUCGCCGGUCGCGGUGCUGGCGACUGCGACGGCGGCAGAGCUCCAUGGCGAGGUCGGGCCCGAAUGGGUCGAGGGCCAGCUUCGGCUGCUGCUCGAGAGCGACCAGGUUGGCGCGCCGUUUGCCGGAGCGGUCGGCACCAUGCUUCGCCAGCGUAUCCGGCCGACAGUCCGCAUUGCCCAGCUCAUGCUGCGGGCGGUCAAGCGGCUAGCGUUUGCCGACAACCCCAACGGGCCGUCGCCGCGGGUUCUCCUCGAGUCGUACGCCCAGCUCUGCCUCGCGGCGCGGUUGGCGUUGCCGACCUCGACCCUCUCUGCCGCCGCCUCGCUGUACAUGCAGCUCGACAUGGCGCCACAGGGCUUGCUCUUCCUUGCGCACGCCUGUCACCCCGCGCUGCCACAGGCUGCCGUCCGCGCCCUCGUCGCGCGCGCCGGCCGCGACGGCGCCCAGCCGGCUGCCGCUCUGCUUGCCGCCCGUGCUGACCUGACGGUGCCGACCCGCGACGCCCUCGCCGCUGCUGCUGCUGCAAUGGUCUAGUCCUCUAGCUCCAGUUAAUGCUCCAGUCUGAGGACAAGCUGGACGAGCUUGACGAGCUUGACGAGCUCGAGCGCGAGCGCGAGCGCGAGGUAAACAGGUGC